Molecule: messenger RNA, 2104 nt
Organism: Tribolium castaneum (red flour beetle)
Lineage: Eukaryota; Metazoa; Arthropoda; Insecta; Coleoptera; Tenebrionidae
Gene: Snx27
Product: Sorting nexin 27
Exons: 6
Coding region: 33-1553 (506 amino acids)
Biological process (GO): endocytic recycling; signal transduction; intracellular protein transport
Cellular component (GO): early endosome
Molecular function (GO): phosphatidylinositol-3-phosphate binding; protein binding
Source: RefSeq, a predicted model, not a curated record
GUCCGAGUGUUCCCGACGUGUCACGUCAAAAUAUGGCCGACUCUGAUGCGGCCCGAAGUGCAAUAAGAGUCGCCGAAAACAUGAAAAUGCCAAAUGGGCCCCGUGUUGUCACCAUAAAUAAAACAGAGACUGGGUUCGGUUUUAAUGUCCGGGGGCAAGUGAGCGAAGGGGGCCAACUGCGAAGUAUCAAUGGGGAGUUGUACGCCCCCUUACAGCAUGUCAGCGCUGUGUUGGACAGGGGGGCUGCCGAACAGGCUGGGAUACGCAAAGGCGACCGGAUUCUAGAAGUAAAUGGUGUGAACGUGGAAGGAGCCACCCACAAGCAAGUGGUGGACUUGAUAAAAUCCGGCGGUGAUGUGCUCACCCUCACCGUCAUAUCAGUGACACAACAGGAGGCAGAGCGUUUGGAACCGACUGAUGAUAAUCAAGUGUAUUAUGAUUAUAGUGAGAAACGUUCGUUGCCGAUUAGUAUUCCCGAUUAUCAUUACAACGAACGAGGGGGCGAAAGGUAUGUGGCGUUUAAUAUUUACAUGGCAGGGAGGCAUUUGUGCUCACGACGGUAUCGAGAGUUCUCUAAGCUGCAUGUUGACCUCAAGAAGGAGUUUAUAGGGUUCACUUUUCCGAAAUUGCCAGGCAAGUGGCCGUUUAAUUUAAGCGAACAACAGUUGGAUGCACGUCGAAGAGGCUUGGAGCAGUACUUGGAGAGGGUUUGCGCUGUGCGAGUGAUUGCCGAGUCUGAUAUUAUGCAAGAGUUCCUCACUGAUCAAGACGAUGAUAAUAAUAGCAGUCCAGUUGAUCUUAAAGUAUUACUUCCCGAUCGUGAAGUUGUCACAGUGUCGUUAAAAAAAAGCGCCAACGCUGACGAAGUCUACGAAGCCGUUGUCAAAAAAAUCGGCAUGAAUAAACGCGUUUCGAAAUAUUUUUACUUAUUUGAAAUUGUCGAAUACAACUUCGAACGCAAACUACAACCCACCGAAUACCCACAUAACCUCUACAUCCAGAACUACAGUACGGCAACAAGUACGUGUCUAUGUGUCCGUAAAUGGCUCUUUUCCCUAUCGAAAGAACUGACUCUUAUGAGUGACACUCAAGCCACUUCGUACAUCUUUUGGCAGUCGGUCGAUGAGGUGAAUCGAGGUUAUAUAAACGCCGGCGAGCGUUUGUACCAACUCAAAGCCCUCCAAGACAACACUCGCGCUUCUGAAUAUUUGAAAUUAGCGCGCGAAUUACCAGGAUAUGGCGAGGUGGUAUUUCCCCAUUGCGCAUGCGAUUCGCGGAAAGACGGUCACGUGAUUGUCGCUGUGGGGAGUGGGGGUAUAAAACUACACGCGUGUCGAGAGGAUGGGACUUUGGAAAGUCAAGUGGUGGGGCUCCAAUGGGAUUGCAUAAGACAGUGGGAGGUGGAUGAUGAAGGGAUGGCCUUUUGUUUAAAAUACAACAGAGCGGAUAAGACGCCACGAUGGUUGAAGAUUUUCACACCUUAUCAUUUGUAUCUCAUGGAUUGCUUCGAUCGGAUUAUUGAAGAGAGCAAGUGGUUGGAUACGGGCGAGUGACUUGAAGUGUUUUAAAUACAUAUUAUGUUGUUGAACUGUAUUAUAAUUUAUGCUAUUUAUGUGAUGUAUAUUUUUGGUUAUAAAAUGAUUCGAGACCAUAACACUUGUUGAAAUUAUUGUUUUUGAGAGCACAAGUUAUUUAUUAGAAAAUUUUUUAAAAAAUUCAUGUGAUAGAGUUAUUAGUGUAGAUGAAUUAUCUGUAUAUAUAGGUUUAGUGUUACAUGUGAUGACUUCUGUUGUAGUGGGACCCAAUUAUCUUUUUGCACUGCCGUUUUUUUUUUUCGUUAUUAGUCUCUUUUUCUAGGCUUCAAAUUCUCCUAUUUUGAGUCUCAUUCGACAAAAUGUAUAUACAUAAGAUAAUCGCGUAGCUCAAUUAAUUUAAUUCUAGUGUCCAACAGUCUAGAAUUUUUUAUAUUAUUCUAGGAUCCAUCAAGUGUUUAUCUAAUAAAAUAUUUAUUUCUGUUGAUAUCGAUUCCAAAUUAUAUUGUUACUAUAUGGCAUCUUAAAAUUUGGCUGUUACGCACUAAAUUCUAAAUAUAUACAUAAUUAAA